Molecule: messenger RNA, 2172 nt
Organism: Adineta ricciae
Lineage: Eukaryota; Metazoa; Rotifera; Eurotatoria; Adinetida; Adinetidae
Source: the annotation of a GenBank genome assembly
AUGAAAAAAUUCAUUCUUAUUGUUACAUAUAAAAUUGGAUCUUCUAUAUUACAGGGUGCAAAAACAUCGAUCAAUGUCUGUAGUGGUGACUUGACAAAGGAGCCAGUGGAUGUUAUCGUUGUAUGUUCUUCAUCGGAAUAUUUAUGUAGAGUGAUUUGCAAAGCUGGUGGAAGAUCGUUCCAAGCAUCUUUUGAUGCUGAGUCCAAACGAGAUCCUAACUGUUCUAUCGUUGCAGUUAAGGCUGACGGCAAACUCAAAUCGAAAAUGGUUUAUUUUCUUCCAUGGCAAAAGAGUUCAGAUGCAGUCCUUCUUCGACAAUCUAUCGAAAAAUUUGUUUCCAGUAGUAUACAACGAGCGGUGGAAGAUAAUUACGAAAGUAUUGCAUUUCCUGCCAUUGGUUGUGGUUGGUUCGGAUGUCAAGCCAGCUUUGUCGCUGAAGCUAUGGUUCAAGAGGCACAUCGAAUGUUACAGGAAUAUUCUCUUUCGGUUUUGUUUGUCAUACAAGAAGGAAAAACUAGUACAUAUCAAGAGUUUGAGAAGCAGAUUGACAGACUGUCAUCUCCAGUAUCUUCACCUUCCUCAUCAGCAUCACCAUCGCCCCCAGCAACACCAAGAAGCGCAAUCGCAAGAUUAUCUCGUUCCUCUUCUACUUCACUAGUGCACUUUCCUCUCUACGAACACUCAAGUAAAGGAUCACAACGCUUUAUUACGGCGCCACGUUCAUCAUCGCCACCACCCUCACACCCACCACCUUUAUUAAAAGGGCAAACUCACGCAUCAAAAAGAUUAUCACGUUCAUCAUCGCCACCACCCUCACACCCACCGCCACCCUCACACCCACCACCACCCUCACACCCACCACCAACCAUCCCGCCACGCUUAUCAACAAGGCAACCUCAUGUACCGAAAAGGUUAUCACGUUCAUCAUUACCACCACCACCAAUCCCGCCACCUUCAUCAAGAGGGCCAUCAUGGCUUUUCUCACUAAAAUCACUACUACCGCCACCCUUGUCAAGAAAGCUAAAACGUCCAUCAUCACCUCUGCUACAACCAGAAGAACCACAAACAAAAGUGACUGCAUGUAUUAAUAAAGGGAUGAUUGAAGUUAUAAAAGGUGAUAUAACAAAGCAAAGGGUACACGCCAUUAUAGGAAGCUCAUCAUCCAAUAUUUUGAAAGGAGCAAUUAUAAAAGCAGCCGGAGAUGAGGUUGAAAGGUUUUAUAAUAAAGAAUACAAGAAUAAUCCAAACAGUAUAUUGAUCUCAACGCCGUCAGGUGCUUUACCGUGCAAACGGAUUUUUUUCGUCAAAUGGCAACCUGAUAACGAUCAGGCACUACUUCGACAAUCUCUUGUUGAUUUAGUUUGGACUGUCGUACAAUAUGCGAUCUCUUAUAAUUUUACCUCUUUUGCAAUUCCAGCCCUUGGAUGUGGACGACAUGGGUGUUCUGUAGAUAUCGUGGUCGAAACGAUGGUGGAUGAAAUUAAAAAACAAUUGAUCAAAAGAAAUUUGCCUCUGAGAGUGAGAUUUGUAAUACAACCCAAUCAAAACAAUGUAUACUAUACGUUUGUUAAACAAAUUAUAGCAUCACAAAAUGAUAGUCAAGAAUCAAUUCAGUAUCAACUACCGGCAACAUGGCAAAAAGCAGAAAAAGAUAAAAUGCGUUAUGAGUUAUCAAGUACAGAGAGUGAAUAUCAAACAAUUGCAACUAAUUUCAGUAAAACGAUGCAAGGAAACUAUAGAAGAAUAAUACGAAUAGAAAGAAUUCAAAAUGAACAUUGGUAUGUUCAAUACUGGGCGCAUUGCAGAAGAUUUGAAGCACGGGUUGGAGCAGAUACUGAAAGAUGUUUGUAUCAUGGCUGUCCAAAGCAGGCAACUAUUUCGAUUAUUAAUAGUUGUUUCAAUCGUAGUUUUGCGGGAGUAAAUGGAACAGUUUAUGGUGUUGGUGUUUAUUUUUCAUCUGAUGCAACUUAUAGUCAUGGUUAUACAAGCCCAAAUGAAGCAGGUGAACGUCAUAUGUUUAUAGCACGAGUUUUGAUUGGAAGAACAAUUAAAGGUAAUACCUCAAUGAAAAUUCCACCUGAUGGAUAUGAUUCAACUACUGAUGGCAAUCAUAUUUUCGUGACUUAUCAUGAUGCUCAAGCUUAUGCUGAAUAUUUAAUAACUUACACAUAG